Messenger RNA from Mangifera indica (mango), 1471 nucleotides. RefSeq names its product wall-associated receptor kinase-like 2. Gene Ontology annotation, cellular component: plasma membrane. Bases 256 to 1344 code for a protein of 362 amino acids. The transcript has 2 exons. The record is from RefSeq and is a predicted model, not a curated record. Gene Ontology annotation, molecular function: protein serine/threonine kinase activity; ATP binding. Lineage: Eukaryota; Viridiplantae; Streptophyta; Magnoliopsida; Sapindales; Anacardiaceae. Gene Ontology annotation, biological process: protein phosphorylation; cell surface receptor signaling pathway.
AAUUGUGCAGGUGACUUGAUUUGUAACACAACGAGAAACCCUGAUUGCUCUGGAUGCCCUAAAGGUUAUGAUAAUAAUCGCAACAACUACCAAAGUCCGUGCUCUUCAUCAAGAAAUUUAAAUGAAAUACUGAAAGAAAAAUCUCGCGCCAAGUUUUUCAUCAUCAUAGGUUGUUGUGGUGGGUUUGUCUUGCUCCUACUUUUCCUUGGACCGUGCUUCUUGUACAAGUUCAUAAAAAGAAGGAAAGCAAUCAAGAUGAAGCAAAGAUUCUUUAAAAGAAAUGGUGGCUUGUUAUUAAAACAACGCUUGUCUUCCAAUAAUGCAAGUGAUAUUGGGCAAAUAAAUCUGUUUACUUCAAAGGAGUUGGAAAAGGCUACUGACAAUUAUAACACAAACCGAAUUCUUGGUCAGGGAGGACAAGGCACUGUUUACAAAGGAAUGUUGGCAGAAGGACGGAUAGUAGCAAUAAAAAGGCCCAAGAGGGUGGAUAAAAAGAAAGUUGAAGAGUUCGUUAAUGAGGUGGUAAUUUUGUCAAAAAUUGAUCACAGAAAUGUGGUACAAUUAUUAGGAUCUUGCUUGGAGACAGAAGUGCCUCUCUUAGUCUUUGAGUUCAUUCCUAAUGGAACUCUUUAUCAGCAUAUUCAUCACCAAAAUGAAGCGUUUCCAAUCACAUGGGAAAUGCGCUUCCGCAUUGCUGUAGAGAUAUCAAGUGCACUAUCGUAUCUACAUUCAGCUGCUUCAGUACAGAUCUAUCACCGAGACAUCAAGUCAACAAACAUACUUUUGGAUGACAAAUAUAGAGCAAAAGUUUCAGAUUUUGGAUCUUCAAGGUCUAUUACAUUUGACGAAACUCAUUUGACAACUCAAGUGCAGGGAACUUUUGGAUAUUUGGAUCCAGAGUAUUUUCAGUCAAGCCAAUUUACAGAGAAAAGUGAUGUUUACAGCUUUGGAGUAGUUCUCACUGAGCUUCUAACUGGUGAAAAGCCAAUUCGUUCAACCGAUUCUGGAGAAGAGAAAAGUUUAGUGGCAUAUUUUCUUUGUGCAAUGAAAGAAAAUCGUCUCUUUGAAAUCCUUGAUGAUCGAGUUUUGAAAGAGGGUGACAGGGAAGAGAUAUUAAAGGUUGCUACUAUCGCAAGCAGAUGUUUGAGCCCCAAUGGAAAGAAGAGACCAACAAUGAUUGAAGUAGCAAUCCAAUUAGCAGGGAUUAUGAAAGCAUCAAGCCCAGCUUUAGUUCUCCAACAAAACCAUGAAGAGACUGAUUGUGGUGACAUGACCAGUCACUUUACAACUAGUUCAUCCUUUUGCUCUGUAUCAUCAAGUGAUACUGUUAAUUUUCCAAAUUGAUGUCAGUUCUCAGAUUUCAAAAUACUACUGAGUGAAAGAGAAAAAAUGUUAUCUGAUGUUUGUUGUUAGGUAAAAUUGUGAGAGGUGUAUUUUUUUUUUUAAAUUGCGUCAACUAAUUUUAUUGUUA